Messenger RNA from Mycena citricolor, 2082 nucleotides. NCBI's taxonomy places the organism in Eukaryota, Fungi, Basidiomycota, Agaricomycetes, Agaricales, Mycenaceae. The record is from the annotation of a GenBank genome assembly.
CGACCAUUGGCCACGGCUUCCAUCACAUAAGGCUGGCUGUCGUGCCUGCCGCAAGAGGUACCCACAGCGUUGCCAGUGUCUCCGGCAUGGAGACCCAACUCUCUUUGCCUUUCAGUGGAAGUACGUCUGGACGACCACCCAAGGAUCACGCUUAUGUGGUAUGAUCGUGAUAAAAGUGCUCUAUUUUAUGGCCGAAUAUUACACCUUGCUGCUGAUUGUCGCCGUGUCGUCACUGCAUUCUUAGAGACGUCCGGUCUAUCUGCGAGGAUGCCUGUUGUUCAUUGCGAUCCUGCAUGGUUCUUCGUUAGCUGGACGGAGUAGUACGCGGAUAAACCGUCCCAGUUGCCUGAUGAGCAUAACGGAUCCGAGGCCCUGCUCACAUUAUGUCCGGAUUCUCCCUGGCAUGGCCAUACUAAUCGACCUUUCCCUUGAGCCACGUUCGCUCUCCGGGUAGCUGACAACGCAUUGCAUUUUAUUAGAUUCGGUUCCUCUGUCAGUUCAAGCACUUCGUAGCGUCAAAGUCUACGCUGUGUCCAGAUGUAGUAGAUCCAUCGCGCACUCUCUUGUGGUUUCACUUAAGAUAUUUUCCGGGUGAUGAUUCCAUUACCGAUUCUUGAUUUCGACUACACGCGUCUUUCUGCGUUACCUAGUACAUGUAUUGGAAAAUUUUACAAAAUUUUGAACGCCGUCCAUAACGGCUGACAUCUAGUGAGUACUCACGGUUUUUCGACCUGAUACUGACGAGCCUCCUAACGAACCGGGCCCCCACGAAGCUUCGCUGCCCAGACAUGUCGUCGCUGAAAAUCUCGUCUGAGAUGGGCUGCUCUAUUUUUCAAGAUCACGAGUCUAAAUCUAUGGGACAUAUCCUUUCUACUAUGGUGGCAGAUCGAUUAUCGAGGGCGUGCAACAGAUUGAACGUUGGAUUUUUCAUCCUACCAUAGGUUGUUCAACGUCCUAAUAAGCCUCCAGAUAUCAAGUCUCUUUGGCUGACGACUGAAGCCCAUAAUGCCCGAAUGAACGUCGCACACAACACAGGGCAGAGCUGGGUUCUGCCGCAGAGUGUGGUUGCGCUUCGUAUGGGUCGGUUCUUUAGAACAGCAUGUAUGCCAAGGACCGCAUCAGACGCAAGCGGGGCGAAAUCCCGGAUUGUUCAAGCCAUGGAUGGAAACUACAAAGCAAAAACCAGAUUCCAACAGCGAGGAAUGCCUCACGUGACUGUAGAAGCCACGCAAAGAAACGAACAGGUGGCUGUCAUUGAUCGCCAUUGUACUCGGUGCGAUUCCCAAAAUGGAAAGCGGCUCUGGUGUAUAUAAUGGCAGGAACUUUGCAGCCCAUUGAUCCAUCCGAUCCUUUCCCUUCGAUGUCAGGUAUCAUAAACGCUCCUGAAUCGGCGUCCGAUCUGCUCCGUCGCUCAACCCGAGUGGUGUCCAAUGGGGACCUCCGUAAACCUGAAGUAAUUUCAGUUUCGAUCACGUGUCGGAAUGAACCCUGGAGAAAGACCAAGUCGGUAGGCAAAGCAAAGGAGAUGGGCAAGGUCGUCAGGGAGGAUCAGAUCGCGGAGCCCUCCAUCUCUGCUAGGCAGCCCCUGCCUUUUCCGUGUCCAAGUUUAGACGCCCCACGCAUUUGCCUCUUCACUGUGGAUCAAGUGGUUUGGUUCAAGAACUAUCUCGGUGAAUGGCAGCGCGGCAAGAUAUACGCUAGCCCCGCUGCCCCGCAAGGCCGCCGAAUCCGAGCAAGUGAUAAUCACAUCUACUGGAAUGUCAUCUACGUCAAUCCAAGUGGUCACAAGCUCCGACGCUGGUUUACACCCGUGAACGGCGACAUCAAACCGGAUACGCCCGAUAUCCGGGCUCUGCUAAACGAUGGUGGCUGGCUGAAUGAUUGUGAUGAGACCUGAAGCGUCGAUCCCUUCGCAUUUCUGUUUCCGUUGUAAUUGUAUUUCGAGAGUUUGUUUAUACAGGAUAUCCAUGGACAUUUGGCUUGCUGCCGAGAAAUUUACGCCAGAUUUGGGAUGUGGAUAUCCGUCGUUUUUAUCUUCCCCGAUUUUCAUGUAUAUUACUCUCCGUUGUAGACAAGACAAAA